CAAAAUUUUCACAAAAUCUUUACAAUGGCAACUAUGUGCACUCUCAAAAAUGAUGUGUUAAAUAAUUACACAUUUUUUGUGUUAUCACAAUUUUAACACAAUUUGUGUUAUUUUGUGUUGUUAAUGUGUUAUAUUACUGGAAUAUACUGCCCAACACAAAAUGUGUUAAAUUAUUGGCCAAUCCCUGGUGUCCUGGAUGAGCUGUUACCCUGAGAAGAGAAGUUAUUUUUCUCAGCACUUCAUUUUAUCUUGGCGCGCACUUGAAGAAGUUGGAAGGUGGCACUGGCACACAGUGGAUGUAAAUGUCUGAAUAAAAGCUACAAGGAGACAUGGCGAUGCCGAAAUCGCUUGUUACCAUAUUUCUGGAUGACAAGGAAAUCAGCAAAAAAAUAUUUCAGCUGGAGUCUGUCGAAGAGAUAGUAGAUGACUGCAAAUCGAAUGCAACACUACUCCUUGACAGUGAACUCCUUGAAUGUGACAGAAUUCUCAAAUUCUCCCCUGAAUUGAAUGAAUUCAUUGAUAUAGACUGCCAUGACUUUGUUCAACACAUGGACAAGUUCCAGGUGUUUUUCAAGACACGUGAAGCAUCAAUGUUGGUAUGUAUCUUUGCAAUGAUAAUUCUUCAAUAUUGUGACGACCCCACCACUCCACUUGGGGCCUCUGUGUUCUUUGCUGCUUUGCUCUCCCUUUGCAGGUUCCAGGUCGUGGGAGGGUCAUCUUCCUGAUGAGACACCUGGGCUGGUGUGGUGCUAUUUAAGGCUCACCCUUCUGCAGAUCUGGGCUGGCUCUUGUUGAUGCAGCCAUUGCUUUUGUUCUAUUUGUUUGACACACAUUCACACACAUGCUUACACUACUGAUUACUGACAUUUAUAUAUAUGUUUGGUUGUUUAUACUCUUGGUUUGUGAAUAAAUGUAAGCUAAUUUCACUCUUUAGUCUGGUCUCCCAUCUUUGCCACCGUCAAGAGCCGGGCGGUGACAAGUGGGGGCUCGUCCAUUUCCGGUUGACCGGGGUUUGUAUUUGGGUAGUUGGUAAGAUCUGUCUGGUUUUACGUUAGUGAGCGGUUGUAGCUUGUUAAGUUCAGUGAUUGGUGAAUGACUUCACAUUCUGUUGACGCGGGAGACUUGGACUAGAGGGUAAGCAAUCCAUUUUGUUUUGGUUAAUUUAAGUGGCUGUAACAGGAGGAAAUUGUGCUAAAGGUAGUGUUUUCUGUGCUUUGUCCUAUGUGUGAUCAUUAGAGUUGCCGUUGUUUUGUCCCUGAUAGGUGAAGAGCAACUUCCCUUGGAAGAUUGCUGGGGGGUUUUGUAGUGUGGUGUUAAAUGUGGCUGGAGCAGUUGUCUCGGGAGCACGUCCCAAGCUGCUGGUGGGGUCGGCAUUUACUGCUUGCUCCACCGGGCUUGCGGGUUUCAGUGCGUAAAUACCCACCGCAAAAACGCCUGAAGACUAGGGGGUGAGUUAGUUAGUUUUGAUUAGGCAGUUAGAGGGACAAGACCACGGUAACGGUUUGGUUGGCUGGAGCUGAGAAUGGCUAGUGUGGAGGAUUUUUUGCGAGCUCCAUCAGAGGAGUGGCUGGAGCGCUGCUCACGUGAACAGUUAGUGAAAAUUGCAGAGUAUUAUGAGUUGGAUGUUGGGGAUAAAAGAAUGAAGGAAAACAUUAAGGCAAUUGUGAAAGCUAAUCUGUUGGAAACAGGGGUUCUCAGACCUAAAUUGCAGGUUGCUGGUGCCCGGCUGGAUGUUUCGGAUGCGCUUUUGAGUGAAGUUGGUUUGACGUUUGAGCAGAGGAGGGAGUUGCUUCUGCUGGAAACGGAACGGGAGAGAGCGAAAACGGAACGAGAGAAAUUCGUUAUGGAGCGGAAGCGACUUGAGUUGGAGGAGCGUAGGCUGAGUUUGGGUGGAUCUGAGACAGGGGUGAGUUUUUCUCCAAGGGUCUCUGGUGUAUUUGAUGCUGUGGGUAGCUUGCGGUUGGUUCCUCGGUUCUGUGAGCACGCCUUCGAGCGUGUGGCCGAGAGUAGGGGGUGGUCCGACUCCGAUCGCACGUUACUUUUGCAGUGUGUGUUGACGGGUAAGGCACAGGAGGCGUACUCUGCUCUAACUAUAGUUGAGAGUAGAGAAUAUGCGACAGUUAAAGCUUCAGUGUUGCGCGCAUAUGAGCUUGUACCUGAGGCAUAUAGGCAGAGGUUCCGGACAUGGGAGAAGUCGAGUAGGCAGACACAUGUUGAGUUUGCGAGGGAGCAGUGUACUCAUUUCAGUCGCUGGUGUUCUGCUGUGAAGGUAGAUACUUUUGAUGCUCUAUGUGAUCUGAUUGUUUUGGAACAAUUUAAAAACUCUGUUCCUAGUCAUAUUGCUGUUUAUAUCAGUGAGCAUAAAGUGAAGACUGCGGCAGAAGCUGCCACCCUAACAGAUGAGUAUGUGCUCACACACAGGAUUGAACGUGAGUAUAGCGGUAGAGAUAGCAGGAGCGAUACCGGGUUGCUCAGUACUGCAAGUAAGUGGGAGGAAACGCGUUAUCAUGGCCUGAGUAGACCAGGGCGUUCGGUGCAGGGUCGAGUGCCAUUGGACUUAGGGAAGGUGUGCCACUUCUGCAAGGGCCAGGGGCAUUGGAAGGCUGACUGUCCCAAAGCUGGACGUGGGAAGGAAGGAGUACAGGUUAGGUCGAAUGUGUGUGCUACCUCUGUGCCAUAUGUCGGGCCUAUUUCUUGUCAGCAGGUGGAGGCUGAAGUUAUGGACGGUUUGAAGGACUCGUUCUCUGCUUUUCUGUCUGAUGGGAGUGUGUCUUUGGUGGGCAGCGACAGUUCUGUACCUGUAAAAAUCCUAAGGGAUACUGCUGCUUUUAAUUCAUAUAUUGUGAGUUCGGUGUUGCCUUUUUCUCAUCAAUCUGAUACAGGAGAUUAUGUCCUCAUGAGAGGCAUGAGUUUGACAGCGUCACCUGUUCCAUUGCACAAAUUUGUGUUAAACUGUGGUUUGGUCCAGGGUGAAGUUGCUAUGGGAGUGCGCCCUGCAUUGCCUGUUGAUGGUGUAGAUAUCAUUCUAGGGAAUGAUCUGGCAGGCAGUCGUGUGUGGGCUAAGGGUUCACCACCGCCCAUUGUGACUACUUCACCCUUGGUUAUAGGACAGCUGGAUGAAGGUGCAUGUGGGUUUCCUGAGGUGUUCCCCGCUUGUGCAGUAACACGGGCCAUGCGCCAUGCUGAACGGGACCUUGACCAGAUUGAAAAGGGUGACAAGGAGACAUUCCCGGUGUCCUUUCCUGAUCCUCUUUUGUCUGUUUCCUGCAGUGACCUCAUGGCAGAACAGAGAGCAGAUUCCUCCUUGAAAUCACUGUAUGACAGGGUUGUCACUGAUGCAGAUGGAAGGAGCGCUGCUAAUGGUUAUUUUGUGCAGGAUGGAUUGUUGGUGAGGAAGUGGAUGCCACAUGGGGACAAUUUUGUUGGUGAUCCAGUGUUGCAGGUUGUUGUCCCAUCUAAAUUUCGCACUGAGGUUCUGAAGGCCGCCCAUGAUCACUGUGGGCAUUUGGGAGUGCGUAAAACAUAUGUAUAUAUUUUGCGUUACUUUUUCUGGCCUCGUGUGAAGAGUGAUGUGUCCAGCUACAUUAGAACAUGUUUUACAUGUCAGCUAACUGGGAAACCAAAUCAGGUUAUUAAGCCAGCUCCACUGUACCCUAUUCCAGCUAUUGCACAACCAUUUGAGCAUCUGAUUGUAGACUGUGUGGGCCCUUUACCUUGUUCUAAAUCAGGUAGUAAAUACUUACUGACUGUCAUGUGUCGAAGUACAAGGUACCCGGCUGCCUACCCAUUGCGUAGCAUUACUGCUAAGUCGGUGGUAAAGGCGCUCCCGCAGUUCAUCUCCAUUUUCGGUAUACCGAAAGUAAUUCAGAGUGAUCAGGGCUCAAAUUUUUCUUCUCGGCUGUUUGCUCAAGUGCUAAAGCAGUUAAGGGUUAAACAUAACCAGGCUUCCGCAUAUCAUCCUCAGAGUCAAGGGGCCCUGGAAAGAUUUCACCAGACUUUGAAGUCUCUGUUGCGUGGGUAUUGCGUUGAGAUGAACCAGGACUGGGAAGAGGGGCUUCCAUGGUUGCUGCUAGCCGCUAGGGAGGUGGAGCAAGAGAACACGGGUUUCAGCCCCAACGAACUUGUUUUCGGGCACACGGUGCGUGGGCCGUUGACUUUAGUGCAUGAUCCUGUUGCAAAACAUGAACCGCCUGUAAAUUUGAUUGAUUACAUUAAUGGUUUUCGACAUAGGUUGUAUGCAGCAGGAGAGUUGGCUAAGGAGAAGUUGGCCUCUGCGCAGGUAAAAAUGAAGCGUCUGUAUGACCGGAAAGCUGAGCAGCAUCAGUUUAGUCCUGGUGAUCGCAUGUUAGCUUUGUUGCCUAUGGUGACUUCUCCAUUUCAGGCAAAAUUCACUGGUCCUUUCACAGUGUUGCGGCAGGUUUCAGAGCAGAACUACUUGUUGUCAACACCUAAACGAAGGAAAUCGACUCAACUCUGCCAUGUUAAUCUGUUGAAACCCUAUUUUGAGCGUGCGCCACCGGUUUCUGAUUCAAGUGGCAAGGAGCAGGACCGGUCGGUUAGGUCAGUUUCGGUGGCAGCCACAGUGGAAAGCGGUUCUCCACAGCAUUCGGUUGUGCAGGAGGAUGAUGGUGUGACCCCACCGGAUGAGAGUUUGCUGCGAGGCCGGUUAAAAAACUCUGAGACGCUGCGUAACCUAGACACUUUGCUUGGUCAGCUGUCAGUUGAGAGGCGUGCUGAGUUGUCUACGCUAAUUGCCGGCUAUCAUGGGCUGUUUGGUGAUACACCGAGCCAAACGCAUUUGAUUGAACAUGACAUCGUUGUAGGUGAUGUACAGCCUAUCCGCCAGCGUUUUUAUCGGGUGUCUGAGGGAAAACGUAAGGUGAUGGAAUCAGAAAUAAAGUACAUGCUUGAGAAUGAUAUUGCAGAGCCCUCGUCGUCUAGUUGGGCAUCCCCUUGCUUGUUGGUGGAUAAGUCUGAUAAGAGUCCUCGGUUUUGUACAGACUAUCGGAAGGUAAACGCAGUCACCAAGCCUGAUGCAUAUCCACUGCCGCGCAUGGAAGAUUGUGUGGAUCAGGUUGGUUCAGCAAAGUAUGUCAGCAAAUUCGAUUUGCUGAAGGGUUACUGGCAAGUACCGCUGUCAAAACGAGCAAAGGAGAUAUCUGCUUUUAUCACACCCUUUGGCUUGUUUUCCUACAACGUGAUGAGCUUUGGACUGCGGAAUGCACCUGCAACGUUCCAGCGGUUAAUGAAUAUUGUUGUGUCUGGGCUUGAAGGAUGUGCCGUUUACUUGGAUGACGUUGUGGUUUAUAGCAAUACCUGGGAGGAGCAUUUGGUUCGCAUCAGGAUGUUGUUUGAACGUCUGAGUGAAGCGCGUCUUACAGUAAAUUUGGCAAAGUGUGAGUUUGCUAAGGCUACUGUCAGUGGGUCAGGGGCAAGUGCGGCCAGUGCAAGCAAAAGUCUCUGCUAUAGCAAAGUAUCCUGUGCCAGCCAAUAAAAAGGAACUGCAACGUUUUCUGGGUCUGGUGGGCUAUUACCGCAGUUUCUGCGAAAGCUUCUCAACAGUGGCAGCACCUUUUAACAGAUUUGUUAAAAGGAAAAGCUAAAUACAUCUGGUCGUUGGCCUGUCAGCAAGCUUUUGAGAACAUAAAAAAUGUUCUGUGCUCUCCUCCCAUUCUAGCUGCUCCGCAAAUGGAUAAUCCUUUUAUUCUACAUGUAGAUGCGAGCGACGUGGGGGUAGGUGCUGUCUUGUCCCAAAAUGAUGAUGGUGGAGUUGAACGACCGGUGACUUUCUACUCCAAGAAAUUUAAUUCCUUUCAGAGGAACUAUUCUGUCAUUGAGAAGGAAACGCUAGCACUCAUUUGGGCGUUACAGCAUUUUGAAGUCUACCUUGAUUCUGGUAGCAUCCCCUUGGUGGUUUAUACAGAUCACAAUCCUAUCACCUUUUUGCAGUCUCUACAUUGCCCAAACCGUAGAUUGAUGAGAUGGGUUUUGUUCCUGCAGCCAUAUUGUUUGGACAUCCGUCACAUAAAAGGCUCUCGAAAUGUUGUGGCGGAUGCUUUGUCGAGAACACCUUGAUUCACUUGUAAGGUUACAAUUUCCUGGUUUCAUGGCUCUUUGCUGUACUCUUAAACUGCUUCUCCAGGCGCGGGAGUUGCUGGGUUACAGUGGGGUCUGCUUGGUGGCCAGGUAUGUUCUUCCGAGCGGGUCAGUAUUAUGCAAAUGGUUGAACUGGAUUAUUUUGAGGGGGGUAUUGUAUGUCCUUGGUAGAAUUUUUUUGUAAAUAUUUGGUUGAACACGUGGGCUAUACUUAAAUAACAUUUUGUGUAGUUGUGGUUGGUCGGCAUUCCUGGUGGGAAUCCCGUUUUUAAGGGGGAGGGUGUGACGACCCCACCACUCCACUAGGGGCCUCUGUGUUCUUUGCUGCUUUGCUCUCCCUUUGCAGGUUCCAGGUCGUGGGAGGGUCAUCUUCCUGAUGAGACACCUGGGCUGGUGUGGUGCUAUUUAAGGCUCACCCUUCUGCAGAUCUGGGCUGGCGGGAGCGAGUUGGCGGCAUCGAGGAGAGUCAAACAAAAGUAUUAGUGAUAUGCUAAGAUGGAGUUUGGACCUGGAAGAUUGGCGAAGUCUGGUAUCGUUAGUGAUGAUAUGGAGUAUGAUGAUUCAGAUGCAGAAGUGUGGAAUCCCGUGACCAGUAUGAAAAAGAAUAGAACAAGAAGGUGUUCUGAGAUGAGUGAUAGUGACAGAGAAAAGCAGAAUGAGUCGAAAAAAGCAAGGAGGAAGGAGGAAGGAGAAGUGUGGAAAGUGAUUGUGGAGUUUGAAGAGAUAUCUAGUAGCAAGCUACACCCAGUCAAACUGUCGAAAGCUAUGAGGAAUGAGAUUGGUUCGGUCAAACAGGCAAGGUUCUUGAGCAAAGGAAGGAUGUUAAUAGAAGCUGUUAACAAGGAUCAGCAAGAAAAGAUUUUGAAAAUGAGUACACUGAACGAAGUGAGAAUCAAAAGUCAUAUCCCUGGUAUAAAUCGUAAGAUACGUGGAGUGAUAACCGGAGUGCCAAUAGACUUAAGUAUUGAAGAACUGCAGAAAGAAAUCAAGGGAGCCAAAGUGACUGUUGAAAAAAGGUUGUCCACCAGAUACCAGGGGAAAAUAGUGGACAGUUUGUCUGUGCUUAUUCAGUUUGAAGGGGCAAUAAAGGAUAAGGUUACGAUUGGAUACCUGAGUUACCCGGUUAGAGAAUUUGUUCCCAGGCCAUUGCGGUGCUUUAAAUGCCAGAGGUUUGGGCAUAUAGCAGGACAAUGUAGGGCAAAGCCAAGAUGUGCCAAAUGUGCAGGGGAACAUGAAUAUGGUAAAUGCGAGGCAGAGGCUAAAGCUAAAUGCUGCAAUUGUGGAGGGGAUCACAGUGCGGCAUAUCAAGGAUGCGAAGCACAGAUUAAAGCAAAAGAAAUUCAGAAAUAUAAAGUCCAGAAUAAAGUAACAUAUGCAGAGGCAAUCAAACAAGUAAAAGGACCACAAGGUGGUGCAAGUGUGGGUGUUGUUGAACCCUCUGAGUAUUCACAGCAAGCUUUAGAGCCAGUAGGUUUGCAAUGUGAUGUGAAUAAGGACACUUUGAUUGUGGAUAAGGCUAACUUUGUAUUCUUCAUGGCGAAGGUCAUAAAUCUAGCUAUGCAGGACAAAAGUACAAGGUCAGAUCGGAUAAAGAUUGUUGUGGAGGCAGCAAGGGAAUACUUAGACAUAAAGGAUGUAACGGGAGAGAUGGUACAGGAUGAGAUCAAUAGAAAUGAAGGGGUUACUAAGUAGUAUAAUAAUGGUGUUCCUUAUUCUGCAGUGGAAUGCCAGAAGCCUGAUAUCGAAUGGGCAAGAAUUUAAGAGAUAUAUAGAGAAAUUAGACGUUAAACCAGAAAUCAUUUGUAUACAAGAAACAUGGAUGAAAUCACACUUGGAUUUUAAAAUUGUAGGAUACAACUCAGUUAGACUGGAUAGGAAUGAGCGGCAGGCAGGGGGAUGUGCAACGUUUAUUAAGGAAGGAAUAUUGUAUGAAAGAGUACCAAUGAAUUAUGAAACUAGUCUAGAGAUAAUUGUUAUUGAAAUCUGGGUUAAUAAAAGGAAAAUGACUAUAAUCAAUGUGUACAAUCCAUGUAAGAAAAUUAAGUUGGGGGAAUUGGAGAGGGUAGGACAAAGGCAAAAUGCUAUAUGGUGUGGAGAUUUUAACGCACACAGCACGUUAUGGGGAGGAAGGAAAGAUGAUGAUAAUGGGAAGGUGAUAGAGGAAUUAAUGGACAACAAGGGAAUAGUUUGUUUAAAUAAUGGGGAGGGGACAAGAAUAAAUGUAAGCAAUGGAGUGGAGUCAGUGUUAGAUCUUACACUAGUAACAGAUACACUGGCAGGAGUAUGUUCAUGGGAAGUAAGGAAAGAAAUGACUGUUGGAAGUGAUCACUAUCCUAUAAUCAUUGGAGUAGAAUUGACAAUUGAAGAGUGCAAUCUAGAAAGAGUGUUGAAUUGGGACUUUCACAAUGCAGAGUGGGAACUAUUUAAGGAAAUAAGUGAGAAAGAAAUGUUAGAAAUUGAGAUAGGAGAAGAUGUUGACCAGCUAAAUACGAAUGUGUGCAGAGUUAUAUUAGAGGCUGUUGAGAGAACAAUUAAGAGGAAAGAAGGAAAAGGGAAAAAGAGGAUGGUACCAUGGUGGAACAAAGAAUGUAGUAAAGCAAUCAAGAGUAGAAAUAAAGCAUUUAGAAGGCUAAAGGGAAACCAUAGGUUUGAGAACCUUAUUGAAUAUAAAAGAAGUCAAGCAAAUGUAAGGAGAACUAUUAAAAAUGCAAGGAAAACUUGUUGGAGGAAUUUUUGCAAUUCGGUGGGACGGGAAACGGAAUUGGGACAGAUUUGGGGCAUGAUUAAAAAGAUGAAUGGAGUUAAGAGAGAAUAUGGAUAUCCAGUUUUGAAGGUAGGGGAAACAAUAGCAAUGAAGGAAGAAGAAAAGGGGGAGAUGUUAGCAAAGGCUUUUGUGAAAGUUCAUAGUUCAGAAAAUAUUAGUGAAGAGGGAAAAAGAGGGAGGGAGGCUACUUUAGUGGAGUAUGAAGUGUUGAUGCAAGAUGAGGAAGAAAAUGAAGAUUUGCUUAAUAAGACUUUCACAAUGACAGAAAUGAAUCGUGCAUUAAGGAAAACAAAGAUGACCGCACCAGGAAAGGAUCAGGUUUGUUAUAUAAUGAUAAGUAAUUUAAGUGAGGCAGCAAAAGGAAUAUUAUUGGAGUUAUACAAUAGAGUUUGGAAGGAAGGUAAAUUACCAGAAAGUUGGAAGGAGGCAGUUAUUGUACCAAUACCUAAACCAGGGAAGGACAGUUCUAACCCAGAGAACUAUAGGCCAAUUGCCUUAACAUCGAAUAUAUGUAAAAUAAUGGAGAAAAUGAUAAAUGAAAGAUUAACAUACUAUAUGGAGAGUAAAGGAUUUAUGUCAAAGUAUCAGAGUGGGUUCAGAAAGGGGAGGAACACUAUGGAUCCGACCAUAUGCCUAGAACAUGAGAUCAGAAAGGCACAGAUAAAUAAGGAAAGUGUUGUAGCUGUGUUUUUUGAUAUUGAGAAGGCAUAUGACAUGAUGUGGGUAGAAGGAUUAUUAUUUAGAUUAAGGAAGUUGGGAGUUAAAGGGAGAAUAUACAGAUGGAUUGAAGAUUUUUUAACUGAGAGAUCAAUACAGGUGAGAGUAGGAAAAAGCUUGUCAGGGAAAUUUAAAAUAGAGAAUGGAACACCACAGGGGAGCAUAAUUAGUCCACUAUUAUUUUCCAUUAUGAUAAAUGACGUUUUUGAAGAAAUAGAGAGUGGUAUGGGUUUUUCAUUAUUUGCAGAUGAUGGGGCAAUAUGGAAGAGGGGGAAAAAUAUGAAAUUCAUUGUUAAAAAAUUACAGGAGGCAAUCAAUAGAGUGGAGGAAUGGUCUUAUAAAUGGGGUUUUAAGUUUUCGGUAGGGAAGACAAACAUAAUGUUUUUCACCAGGAAAAGAGUGGGAGAUGAGAUUAAAGUAAAACUUUAUAAACAAGACCUAAAAAGAGUAAAACACUAAGUUAUUAGGAAUGUGGUUUGAUGAAAGGUUAACAUGGAAUAUACACAUUCAGAAGGUUGUGGACAAAUGUAAAAAGGUUAUAAAUAUAAUGAGGUGUCUAGUUGGAAAAGAGUGGGGGGCGGAUAGAGUGGCACUAAAGGGUAUAUAUGAUGGUUUAAUUAGAGCGUUUAUAGAUUAUGGGAGUGUGGUAUAUGGGGCAGCAGCAGAGACACAUAUGAAGAAACUGGAAGGGAUACAGAAUCAGGCAUUGCGUUUAUGUACAGGCGGUUUUAAAACAACACCUAUAGCUGCGCUGCAGGUAGAAAUGGGGGUCAUGCCUAUUGAUCUGAGAAGGCUGCAAUUGUCACUGACAUACUGGGUGCAUUUACAAGGACAUAGCAAGGAACAUCCAGCGCAAGACACGUUAAAACCUAGUUGGGAAAAAGAGAAAAAGGAAGUUAGGAAUUUUGGUUGGACAGCAGUGCAGAGGGCAAAAGAAAUUGGAAUUGAAAAGAUACAGUUUAGUCCAACAGUACCAAUACCAGCACUCGCACCCUGGAUUCUUCCAGAUGCUACAGUAGAUCUGACAAUUUUAGAAAGGAAAAAUAAAGAUAGAGAGUUUGUUUGUAAUGCCAUAAGUGUGCAGGAGUAUAUUGAUGAGUUCUAUGGGUAUGUAAAGAUAUAUACAGAUGGAUCAAAGAGUGCAGAAAGUAAAGUAGGAGUGGCAUUUUGGGUCCCGGAGUUUCGGGUGCGGGUGGGUAAAAGGGUCAGUGAUGAAGUAUCGGUGUAUACAGCAGAAAUGAUUGCAAUUUUAUUGGCAAUACAUUGGGUAGAGGAAACUAGACCAGUAAGUGUUUUAAUAUGUUCGGACUCAAGUUCAGUUUUAACCAGUCUACAGAGCAGUAAGUCGGAUAGCAGGCCGGACAUUUUAAUAGAGAUAAAACAGAUUUUAUAUAGAAUAGAGAUGAUGGGUAUAACAGUGGUGUUUGUGUGGGUACCGGCACAUAUUGGAGUGAGAGGGAAUGAGGUGGUAGAUAAGGUGGCAAAAGAGGCAACAAAAUGUGAGGAAAUUGAAUUACGUAUAAAUAUCAGCAAGAUGGAGGGUAAAAACAUAAUUAAAAGGAAAAUGAAGGAGAAAUGGCAGAAGAGGUGGGAGGAGGAGAGGAAGGGAAGGUGGUUUUAUAAAAUUCAGAGGAAAGUAGGAGAGGCCAGGGGAACAGGAAGGAGCAGAAGGGAAGAAACCGUAAUAUCAAGGCUGAGAUUUGGACAUACAGGGCUAAAUGCAUCGCUAUUUAUUGUUCAAAAACAUGACACAGGGAGGUGUGAUCAUUGUGAGGAGCAGGAAACUGUAGAUCAUGUAAUGAACAGCUGUAGGAAGUAUGAAGUAGAGAGACGACAAAUGCAGGAUAAGUUGGCAGAAAUUAAAGAAAGAUAUGAGUUGGUGAAUAUAUUAAGGAAGAUGUCAGGAGAUAGAUGCUAUAGGCACGUAUUUGGAUAUCUAAAAGAAACACAUUUGAUAAAGAAAAUAUGAAAUCCGGGUAACUCAGGGUUACAAUAGUAAAUAAAGACGCAUAAAUAAACCAGUAGGUGGCGGUAAUGCACAUGUUUGUUUGCCAACUGCCAAUAAAACCAAGAAGAAGAAGAAGAUCUGGGCUGGCUCUUGUUGAUGCAGCCAUUGCUUUUGUUCUAUUUGUUUGACACACAUUCACACACAUGCUUACACUACUGAUUACUGACAUUUAUAUAUAUGUUUGGUUGUUUAUACUCUUGGUUUGUGAAUAAAUGUAAGCUAAUUUCACUCUUUAGUCUGGUCUCCCAUCUUUGCCACCGUCAAGAGCCGGGCGGUGACAAUAUAACGAAUGAAACAAAGAAACAAGAAAAGUACCACUAUGAUUUGUAUAUUCUAAAUAACUACUACCGCCUUAGCAUAGACACAAUGACCAAUAUAUACAAGGGAUGUUUGAUAAUAAUAAUUUGUCUCUUGUAACAUUUUAAGACUGAACACUCGGAUGCAGUUGAAAUAGUCCCAACAAAUCAAAUCAGGGUAUGUACACCAUCUAAUGUGAUAACAUAAUAUAACGAAUUAAACAAAGAAACAAGAAAAGUACCACUAUGAUUUGAAUAUUCUAAAUAACUACUACCGCUUUAGUAUAGACACAAUGACCAAUACAAGUGAUGUUUGAUAAUAAUAAUUGUCUCUUGUAACAUUUUAAGACUGAACAGUCGGAUGCAGUUGAAACAAAUCAAAUCAGGGUAUGUACACCAACUAAUGUGAUAACAUGAAAAAUACUAAUUGGAAAUAGAUAUUUAUGGGGCUUGCAACUUUGCAAACAAAAGUGUACUUAGAGCUACUAGAAUGUACAGUAUAGAACAAGAAUGGCUGGACAGGACAAAACAUGUGAUGUGAAGGUCAACACUCAAGUGAACAUCUUAGCUAUGCAGUAAAUAAGCAUUACUUGUCAUAAUUGUGUGACUGGUCUUUGGGAACUACUUCAUUCAUCCAGUAGUCAACAAAUGCAUGCAGUGAAUACUUUCUGUACUAAUGAACACUGAAAUCAUCAGAAAUGGUUCAUGUAUUAUGUGGAUUUUAUUUGUUUCAACAGGAUCCCAUUGGUGUUGAAACUCUGAGAGCAGUUCUUGUGAGGAAAGGUGCAAGUGUUCUAGCAGAUUAUGAGGCCUCUGGAACACUCUGAGUCUUCAAGGAAACUCAUUGUUAAAAUCGUGAGUUGAUUGAGAGGAAGGGAUUGUAAGUUAAUACACCAUUUUACAAUUCACUUUAGCUUAUAGGUACUUAAAGCGCUUCUUUUAAAAUGUUUCAAUAUUAAUACGUCACUUCUAUUGUACAUUGAAAAUAUCAAUACAAUGUAUAUCAGUACUUUUGAAAGUAGUGACAUAGUUAUAGACUGAAAGAAAGCCUGUUUAAAAAGUCUGUAAGAUAGCUGUAUACUCUUUUAACUUUUAACUUCACUGAUUUGAAUUAUUUGUUUUAAUCGACAGUUAUCCACAAAGUGAAGACAAAUCCAAGUUGGCCAGAUCUAUGGUAGCACUUUUCCCGUCACUAAAAAUCAAGAUGGGAGAGGAGAAUGAGGGAUUUGUAAGUAGUGCUCAUUCAUUGUUAUAACAACUGUUAUGCCAGCCGCCAGAUACCUUGUCUUAGCUGAAUUACUGAAGCUAAGCAGGUGUGGUCCUGGUUAGUACUUGGAUGAGAGAGCUCCUUGGAAAACUAGGUUGCCGCUGGAAGUGGUGUUUGUGGGUGGCAAGUAGGUGGCACUCUUCCCUCUGGCCAAAAUGAUAGAUCCCAAUGCCCCAGUGCAGUUACGGGGACACUGCACUGUAGGAGAUGCCGUCCUUUGGAUGAGACGUUAAACCGAGGUCCUGACUCAUUGUGCUCAUUAAAGAUCCCAUGGCAAAGAGUAGGGGAUUCCCCGGUGUCCUGGCUAAAUUCCCAACCUGGCUCAUUCAAUGUGGCCCCCUAAUCAUUCCCCACUGUAAUUGGCUCGUUCACUCCCUCACUCCACCUCAAGCUGGUGUGUGGUGAGCGUUCUGGUGCAUAAUGACUGCCGUGCAUCACCCAGGUGGGUGCUACACAUUGGUGGUGGUUGCUAGUGAGGUCCCCCCUUCCAUGUGACGCACUUUGAGUGUCAAGAAAAGCGCUAUAUAAAUGUAAUGUGGUGUUAUUGUAACAGUGAAAGUUAAAGUACUAUAAUUCUGAUAUGAGUUUUAUAACUUAAUUUAAUUUAUUUUAAAAGAUUUGAAAUUAUACAAUUAAAGCAUAUUUACUGCUAUUGUACAAUAUAGAUCAUUCAUACAUACUGGUUCAGUGUGGUGAGUUGGUAAUCUACUUUAGAGUGAGUGACUCAACUGACUUGAAAAAUUUAAAGCUAGACAUAAUGACCACUAUAUCUGCAUAGAGAUUAAGCAUUUAGGGUUUCCUAUUAUUUGUACACACUUGUAUGUAUUCUACAUACUUUUGAGAAUGGAAAACUAUUUAAGUUCCUUUUCUUUUCCAGGAACAUUUCUAUGACCCCAUAUCCCACAGUGGAUUCCUUGAGAUCCGACUCCGAAAUCUAAGGAGGAAUCUUCAAGAUGAUCAACGCCGUUAUCAGCGCAAGCGUGUCAAGUCCACUGAUAACCCUAGAGCGUCCAUUAGGGUGGAAAUGCCUGCAGAAGGGGAUGAUUCAGUCAACGAAUGGAUGACGGUUAUAAAAAGAAUGAGACCGUGUCAGGAAAACCUCAGCACCAUCAAAGAAGCCAUGGACAAAACCUAUGCUAGCCGAAGGUUGUGGAUUGCUGCUAGACAUCCAACGUUGGAGGAAUUUUUUGCAGAGUUUCCACGCUUUGUGGACAUGCCAUACAUGGUGAGUGCAUAUUGUGUUGGGACAAUGAAAAUAAUGAAAGUUGGAUGAGUUGUCUUUAAUCCCUCUGAUAUCAUUCUAAUUAUUCAAAUUACCUAUUUGUAAUAACAAUUGUAAAAUGAAGAUGAAAAUAAUGAAAGUUGGAUGAAUUGUCUUUAACCCAUCUGAUAUUAUUAUAAUUAUUCAAAUGACUGUAUUUUGUCCAUUUAUGUAGUUUGACACAGAAUUUGGAAAGAUGUUUCCUGGAAAAGAUGACAUGUUCAUCCGAAAAUGGGAGGGAACCAUCAUCCCAAAGAUACUAAAAAUGUCCACAAGUGAACCUGCAGCUGCCUUGACACCAGUUCCUGAGGAUGAUGGUUGGAGGAAUUAUCUCUGUUAAGCUUUUGUGCUACAGUGAAUGAAUGCUUUUGAUUUUAACAAGAAAGUAAGAGUUUACUAAAUUGUGUUUGUUUUUAUAGUUUCAUGUUACAGAGCUCUUCAUAAGCUUGUCCAUCUGCUGCCCCCCACUGCAUCAGGCAGGGGCAAAGGGAACACCAAAUGCAGUGUGAAGUCAGCUUUGGGCUACCUUUUGGAUAUAAAGCCGGUAGGCCCCUCAUAUAGUAAAUGUUUAUUUUGUGUGCUUACAGUACGGAACGCCUAUAUUGUAUGUUUUGUGUAUGUUUUAUGGUGCAAUGUUAUAUCUGGUAUAAUGUAAAAUGAGUAUUGUCAAUUUGUAAAUGGCUUGAAACCCUGCAUAUGUCUAAUGACUUGUUUAUGUUCUUGUUCUUUCUUUAAAAUAACAGACUGGAACCAGCAUUUCCAGUGUGCUGAACAAUCCUCCUGAUAGACCAGUAGAACAUCGCCAGCCCCACUUGGUGUGCAUUGGAGAUCCCUCCGCCUCCGCCCAAUACAUCAUUGUUGCAGAAAACGACAAACUUGCCAUUCCUCUUAAGGAUAACGGUUUGACCUGUGCCAUUGACAAACUUUUCAAAAUGAUUUGGGUGUGUAAUGUUGCAUAUCCUGUCCAGCUCACUUGUCUUUCAUUUCUUUGAGAGUCUUUAUGAAGUGCCCCUCUCUGGUAGGAAGAGAGCUAAAGUUGUGGAGCUCAUUGCAAAGCUCCAAACUAUGAUGUAGCCAGUUUUACAAACAUGUACUGUUGUCCCAGGUGUAAAAUUAGAGUGAAAGAUGUAAGAAAACUAAUCAAUCAUCUUAGACAUGUGCAUGCAUUAUCUGAUGGACAGGAUUACACAAUUAUUUGCGGUCAAAACGUUUGCCAACGGAUAUACCAUAACUUUAAUUCAUAUGCCAGACAUCUCAGGAGAGACCAUCCUGAUACUCAAAGCUUAAAUACCAAUUUCACUGAGACUUUGCCAGACUUGUCACCACCAUCAUGCUCUAAUGCUGAUGAUUGUUCUGAAACUGAUAUGGACAUUUCAGAAGACAGAACUUAUAACUAUGAAAAGUGCGCGGCAGAAUUUGCUGCUAAAAUGUACUCAUCUUCCAACUGCACUCUUGCUGAUGUUCAAAGAAACAUGACAUGCUCUAAAGAGUUACUCGGCAGGGUAUUGGAUAGGUUGCAAGAAAAGACUGUAUCUGUACUUAAUAGUCAUGAUAUGCUUUGUAAUGAUCCAGAUGUCCAAAGUUUGAUGGAGGAAUUUGAAAGUGGGAGGAAUAUGUUUGAUGGAUUAGAUACCACCUACAAAAUGAACAAAUAUUUUUCAGAAAAUCUGUCUCUGGUGAAGCCAAAAUAAGUUUUCUUGGGAUAUCGAAGUGACACAGAACGAAAACAGGGUGUAUUAAAACAAGCUCUAAUAGCAGAUACAUUUCAGUACAUAUCAAUUAUUGAUACCCUCAGGUUUCUAUUUGAAAAUUAACAAAUGCCGGAGCUUUGUUGUCAAACCAAUAAAAGUAGUGAUGCUAAAAUGUCUGAUUACUGUGAUGGUAUUCGAUUCAGAGAUAAUGAAUUCUACAACAAAUUUCCAAAAGCUUUACAAAUACAACUUUAUUUUGAUGAUUUAGAAACAACAAACCCUCUUGGGUCCAAAACCAAGGUGCAUGAAUUGGGUGCUGUGUAUUUUUGCCUCAGGAACAUACCUGCUCGUUUUAACUCUUCUCUUGAAAAUAUUCAUUUAUGUUUACUUUUCAAUUCCAUAGACAGGGAGGUUUAUGGGUUUAACUCAAUAUUCAAACCUUUGUUAGAGGAUUUAAACAUUCUUGAAACAAGAGGGGUGGAAGUACAGAUACAUGGGAAAAACUCUUUAUUACAUGGUACAUUAUGCUUAUUUACCGCAGAUAAUUUGGCCUGUCAUUCAGUUGGGGGUUUCUUUGAAAGUUUUUCAGCCAAUAGGUUCUGCCAUAUAUGCCUGGUGCAUAAACAAAAUGCGCAACAUAUAUUUAAUGAUGAUCUCGUAGAAUUACGUAAUAGAGACAAUUACAGUCAACAUGUUGAACUUAACAAUCCUCCUUUAACCGGCAUUAAAGAAGACUCUUGUCUUAACUCUUUGAAUUUUUUUCAUAUCACUGAAAAUGUUUGUGGCGACGUGAUGCAUGACGUGUUGGAGGGAGUAGCCCCGCUGGAAUUGAAACUUAUGCUAAGACAUUUUGUAUAUGAUGAACAACUAUUCACAGACGACCAGCUUAACAGCCGGAUAGCUGGCUUCGACCAUGGUUUAAACAAUAUGAAAAGCAAACCUACUGCCAUUAUUCAUUUAAGAACAUCAGAGAAUCCCAUUAGGCAAAAUGCAAGUCAGAUGUGGUGUUUGUUGCUUUUUUUACCUUUCCUUAUUGGGGAUUUUAUUGAUGAGGGAAACAAACAUUGGCAAUUAUUUCUUUUACUUAGGCAGAUUUGUGAUAUAAUAUUUGCACCUGUUGCAACAAAAGGAUUAGCGAUGUUGUUGAAGCAGUUAGUCAUUGAUCACCACACUUUGUUCAAGAGUCUAUAUGACAGGCCUCUGAUACCGAAGCACCAUUUCAUGACGCAUUAUUGGCGAAUGAUGGUGUAUUUUGGACCACUUGGUAAACUUUGGUGCAUGCGCUUUGAAGGUAAGCAUGCUCCACUAAAACGGCAGGCCCAGGUUGUGUGUAAUUUUAUUAAUAUCUCAAAAACAUUAGCCUUCAAGCAUCAGGUACAGGCAAUGUUUAACUGGAAAUUGGGUAGUCCUCUUAAAGAUAAAAUUACUGUGGCAAACCGUUUUCCAGUCUUACUUGGUUCAUUAAAAGAAGAUGUCUGCUUAAUUGAUAACCUAAAGGCGAUUGGUCGUGAUGUUGGACAAUGCAGCUCUGUUCAUGUUGCACACUGUGACUGUGUUUGGUCAGAGAUAUCAAACAACUUGUAUAUUACCCCUUAACCGCAAUGAAAAUGGGGAGCUGGUUUUUGGAGAAGUAAUGCACAUUUUACCAGAAAGUGAAAAUCUAAAUGUUCUGUUUUUCUUAAGAAUACAUAACCAUUUCCAUGCAAUUGCAGUCCAGAGAACAGAGGACUUUAAACUAAUUAGUAUAAGAGAUUUAAUUGAUUUUAGACCAAUGCAUUUGAUAUUUUUUAACAAUGAUAUUUUUGUAAACCCUCGCUAUGAACUUGUGUAAUGUUUAUGUGUACAAUAUUUUUAAUAAAUAAUACAUAAUUUCACAUUAGGCUGUCAGGAAUUUAUCUUUAUUGCACUCAUUACUUGAUUUAAAUAA
This is a messenger RNA of Gadus chalcogrammus (walleye pollock), 18027 nucleotides long. RefSeq lists its product as uncharacterized. The transcript is spliced from 2 exons. Gene Ontology annotation, biological process: DNA replication, removal of RNA primer; DNA integration. Lineage: Eukaryota; Metazoa; Chordata; Actinopteri; Gadiformes; Gadidae. The coding region runs from base 10047 to 11546 and encodes 499 amino acids. The record is from RefSeq and is a predicted model, not a curated record. Gene Ontology annotation, molecular function: nucleic acid binding; RNA-DNA hybrid ribonuclease activity; zinc ion binding.